Molecule: messenger RNA, 1982 nt
Organism: Dromaius novaehollandiae (emu)
Lineage: Eukaryota; Metazoa; Chordata; Aves; Casuariiformes; Dromaiidae
Product: cytochrome P450 2J2-like
Exons: 9
Coding region: 1-1497 (498 amino acids)
Biological process (GO): xenobiotic metabolic process
Cellular component (GO): intracellular membrane-bounded organelle; cytoplasm
Molecular function (GO): heme binding; iron ion binding; oxidoreductase activity, acting on paired donors, with incorporation or reduction of molecular oxygen, reduced flavin or flavoprotein as one donor, and incorporation of one atom of oxygen
Source: RefSeq, a predicted model, not a curated record
AUGCAGAUUCCGUUUUGGCCCAUUUUAAUUUCUCUGCUGGAAAGGUUGAAUGGUCAGAUUCUCCUGGUGAUUCUGGUCAUGUUUCUUUUGAUUAUGGACCUUCUGAAAAAGAGACGUCCCAGGAAUUUCCCUCCAGGGCCACAGCUUUUUCCUCUCGUGGGAACCUUUGUGGACUUUAAGCAGCCCCUCCACCUCGCUCUGCAGAAGCUCACUCCUCGGUACGGCAACAUCUUCAGCGUGCAGUUUGGAAGUCUGACAUUUGUGGUAGUCAACGGAUACCAGAUGGUGAGAGAAGCUCUUGUCCAUCAGGCCGAAAUAUUUGCAGAUCGUCCAAACAUUCCACUUCUUCAAGAAAUUUUUAGAGGCUUUGGGCUUAUAUCAUCAAAUGGGCAUAUAUGGAGGCAACAAAGAAAGUUUACUUUAUCAACACUGAAAAGCAUUGCUGUAAGUUUUGAGGAAAAGGUACAAGAGGAGAGCCGCUAUCUCGUCGAGAUAAUAGAGGAAGAGAAAGGACAACCAUUCGACCCUCAUUAUAAAAUUAACAGUGCUGUCUCAAAUAUUAUCUGUUCCAUAACUUUUGGGAACCGCUUCGACUACCAUGACAACCGUUUCCAGGAACUGCUGCAUUCGCUGGCUGAAACACUGCUCCUCAUAGGAAGCUUUUGGGGCCAGCUGUACAACGCUUUCCCCUUGGUAAUGAGGUGGCUACCGGGACCCUUCAGGAAAAUCUUUAGGCACUGGGAGAAACUUAAACAUUUUGUGAAGGGAGUGAUUGCAAAACACAAGGAGGAUCUGGAUCAGUCUGAAUCGGGCGAUUACAUUGAUUGCUACCUGAAGGAGAUGGAAAAGUGGAAGGGUGACACCAGCUCUUACUUCCACGAGGAAAACCUGCUGUGCUCCACCCUGGACCUCUUCCUGACCGGGACCGAGACGACCGCCACCGCCAUCCGCUGGGCCCUGCUCUACAUGGCCGUGUACCCCCAUGUCCAAGAGAAAGUGCAGCUGGAAAUAGACGCCGUGAUCGGGCAGGCCCGCCAGCCGGCGAUGGAUGACAAGGACAACAUGCCGUACACCAGCGCGGUGCUCAGCGAAGUGCUGAGGAUGGGCAACGUGGUGCCGCUGGGGGUCCCCAGGAUGUCCACCGGCGACACCACCCUGGCCGGCUUCCACCUGCCCAAGGGCACCACGCUGAUGACCAGCCUGACUUCCAUCAUGUUUGACAAAAACGUGUGGGAGACUCCAGACACCUUUAAUCCUGAACAUUUCCUGGAAAAUGGCCAGUACAGGAAGCGGGAGGCUUUCCUGCCUUUCUCUGCAGGCAAGCGGGCUUGUCCCGGCGAGCAGCUCGCCAGAACGGAGCUGUUCAUCUUCUUCACGGCCCUCCUGCAGAAGUUCACCUUCCGGGCCCCGGCCCACGCCGCGCUGACCUUCGACUUCACGCUCAGCCUCACGCGCUGCCCCAAGCCCUUCCAGAUCCGGGCGCUGCCUCGCUGCUGAGCUUCCUGGCACGUCAGCCCUUUGCCGUGGGGAGAAGGUCCCUUUUCCCCACCAGCCCGUUACAUUCUUGGAUGAGGUGGUGGUCUCUGGAUACUCCAGGCCCAGCAGCUCGCCGUACAAGCCGCGCUGGGACGUGCACACUCGGGGAUCGCAUCUCCACGCUGAUUUGAACAUUCAGGUGGCCACGGCAAGCAGCCAAUGCCAACCUCGACACCUCAGCUGGCCUCAAGUUGCCCAUGGUACGAGGUCCCCAUGCUCCUGCGUUGCAUGGAGAGACCAUUUCUCAGCCAGGAUCAUUGCAACGGCAGCAUCCAGUUUUUUUAUCUCAUGUAUAUACAGAAAAUUUGGUGAGGAAGCUAUAGGCUGGUAGAAGCAGCCUCCACCAUAGGCCAUGCUGAGCAGGAGCAAACACGGAGCCCUGCUUUCGGGCAGGUCUCAAAUGGCUAUAAAGAUUUAACAUUACACUUGUCUGAGGAGGAAAGGUU